AUGACACCAGCCUCAAGCAACCAUGAAUGCAAUUCAAUUACGCAACCACCUGCAAGUAAAAAAGACAUUUCAAUAAUUAAUAUCGAGAUACCAGACGUAUCGCAGGAAUCUGUAUCAUUUUUGGAAGAAAAUACAAAAAUUAAAGUUCCAAAUAUUUCAAAGAUAAAAACAGAUAAAAAUCUAAGAAAUAUUGAGGAAAUACAAAUACUUCCUGACAUGAUCAAUGAACCUUUUUCACGAAAGGAAAACAUUGAUCGUGCUAUUAAUUCCACAACAUGCAAACGUGAGAAAAUGAAACUAGGCGGUUCUGAUGAGAAAGCGAGUGCAGAUCGAGUUGAUGACACGUCCGCUAUCAUUGUCGAGACGAUCGCCAAAUUUCCAUCGAGGGGCGAUGCUUUGGGUAAAGUAAGAAGACCUACUGACACCGAUCUCACUCCCACUCCACUCCAAGAUGUACAGUCGAAUACAAGAAAGAUAGAGACACUUAAAGAAGAAAAAAAUGGAACCAAACUUGACGGAAAAGGUUCAGAUAAGUCGAAUUACUCGAGUUGUUCAGAUACGAAUACUUCUUUGGAUAGCGGAAUUGAAACGAAGCGGUCGCUGAGUGAAGAUGAUGUUCGGCCAAAUUUAGAUACUUUUGAAGACGCCGCCGAGGACGGUGUCCUGGCCUCGCAGACUUACGAGGUGACGCUGCAGAAGGAGGGUGGCUCCAUCGGCCUCUGCCUCGAGGUACUGCGCGCACCGCAUUUGGACAUGUUGCACGAAAUUACGCAUUUUCUUUACAAUUUUAGAGUUUGCACGAAAUUAUAG
Gryllus bimaculatus (two-spotted cricket) is the source of this 810-nucleotide messenger RNA. Lineage: Eukaryota; Metazoa; Arthropoda; Insecta; Orthoptera; Gryllidae. The record is from the annotation of a GenBank genome assembly.